UUCUGCUCAUUAGCCUCUCGUUUGCUUCAUUGUUUCACUGCAGACUGCGAGUCGAUCUUUUCCCCCGCUGCUUCGGAUUUAGAAAUCCACGAGUCUAUCACUGUCCUCACUUAUCUAAUCCAGAGCAGUAUUGUGUGGUCUAGCAUACUCUUGUAACUUUUCAUAUUGCAUCGCAACUGAACCUUCUUUCUUUUUUCCGAGUACAACCGAAGCUUCCGGCACUUGAUUAACAUCGAGCCGUCUUGCAAAUGAGUCUCCGGGUCGUCUCUCAGGGAUUCUAAAUCGUGCUCGCAUCAUGAAUCAAACCAGAUGUCUUCUUGUCGCUGCUUGUAUCUGGACCGCGGUCUUCGCCUUCAUCCCUUAUGAAUUCAAUCUCGAUCUUCCGGCCGCAAAACACACCCCGUCUCGUCGCUUUUUGCCCUGGGAAUCACUGAGCGAUGCACUUGCCAAAAGCCAAGACCAGACUAAAACCGAUGAGCCCAUAACGCUGGAUGUGAAGAGAGCCCCUGUCCGUCGCAGCAAUGACUUCGAUAUCGUCCUAUCCAAGACGCCCUCCUGGCCCGAUACCGCUGCUCUCGACCAGAACGGCAAUGACCUGACUUAUUUCGCUGUGGUUAAGAUUGGUUCCGAAGCGCAGGAAUUUUAUCUGAUGCUAGACACGGGUGGCACGAAUUCGUGGGUCUUCAGCUCCGACUGCACCACCAAAGCCUGCAGCAUGCACGACACCUUUGAUGCAACGAGCUCUUCGAGUAUCAAUGUGACCACAACCGAGUGGAGUGUCGGCUACGGCUCCGGGUCCGCGAGCGGCGUACUGGCUACGGACAACGUGACGAUUGCAGACGUGGAGGUGCAAUUCACGUUUGGACUGGCCACCAACGCCUCGAACAACUUCGAAUCAUACGCCAUGGACGGGAUCCUGGGCUUCGGCCGCUCCAACGACACUGCGUACAACACUGCCACCUUCAUGGACGCUGUGGCAGACCAGAAACACUUCGAUUCCAACGUCGUUGGCUUCGCUCUCUCGCGAACCAAGAGCGGCGAGAAGGAUGGCACCGUCACGAUCGGGGGAGUGGACGAGGACAAGUACACCGGUGACAUCUCGUACACGGACACUGUGAUUGGAUCGGGGAACUAUUGGCGCAUCCCCGUCGACGAUGUCUACGUCAACGGAGAUGCCUGUGACUUUACCAAGAAAUCCGCCAUCAUCGACACGGGAACAUCGUACGCCAUGCUCCCCUCUAAGGACGCGAAGACGCUGCACGCGCUCAUCCCGGACGCCACCGCCUACGGCGACUAUUUCCUGCUUCCGUGCAACUCGACUGCCGAGGUCCAGGUGGCCUUCUCCGGGGUCAACUACACGAUCUCGCCGGAGGACUACAUCGGCUCCGAGUACAACUCUAGCUGCAUUUCCACGAUUGUCAGCUACGACUUGUUCGGAGAUAACAUCUGGCUUCUGGGUGACGUCUUCCUGAAGAACGUCUACACCGUGUUCGACUUCGACGCGGCGCGGGUUGGUCUGGCGGCCCGUGCCUACAACAAGAACACCACAUCAUCCAGCUCAAGCAAGACCAGCAGUUCAUCCUCUGGCUCGUCCGCCAAGUCUACUGCAUCUUCCAGCUCGACCAAUUCCACCGGCGUGGUCGCUAGCGGCGCAACAACCCAACUGGGUUCCAGAUACUACCUGCCUGCGUUUGUGGUCGUCUUAUGCACUGUUCUGCUGUAGACGGCCUUGUCCACAACCAACCAAACUUUGGCCUUCUUGCACAUACUGGGAACAUUGAAAACUUCACUUCUUUCAUCUACUGUAGUAGAUUGCGCCUCUGCACACGCAUUUCCGAAGAUAACCCAUGUGGUAGUCUAUUCUUAGUCUACAAAUAGAGUUAUUCUUCCUGACCAAAACCUUAAAUUCUGA
Molecule: messenger RNA, 1912 nt
Organism: Aspergillus fijiensis CBS 313.89
Lineage: Eukaryota; Fungi; Ascomycota; Eurotiomycetes; Eurotiales; Aspergillaceae
Product: pepsin-like aspartic protease
Exons: 1
Coding region: 296-1723 (475 amino acids)
Biological process (GO): proteolysis
Molecular function (GO): aspartic-type endopeptidase activity
Source: RefSeq, a predicted model, not a curated record